Molecule: messenger RNA, 2460 nt
Organism: Lontra canadensis (Northern American river otter)
Lineage: Eukaryota; Metazoa; Chordata; Mammalia; Carnivora; Mustelidae
Gene: ZNF165
Product: zinc finger protein 165
Exons: 5
Coding region: 164-2368 (734 amino acids)
Biological process (GO): regulation of transcription by RNA polymerase II
Molecular function (GO): RNA polymerase II cis-regulatory region sequence-specific DNA binding; DNA-binding transcription factor activity, RNA polymerase II-specific
Source: RefSeq, a predicted model, not a curated record
GUGGGUUUUAUGUCUCUUUCCCAACUGUUUUUAGAAACUCAAGCACCAUUUGAUUCCUUGGGGCUGUACAUCAGAAUACGGAUUUUCCAGAAGAGCCCUUGAAACUAAGUAGGACGUUUCACAAAGCAGAAGUGGGUUUCCUGGUAAUACAUUUCAUCCCAAAAUGACGACAGAAUCAAAGAAAGCUACAGCUCAGAACCUUCAGGAGAAUGAAGGGCUUCUCAUAGUGAAGAUAGAAGAGGAAGAUUUUGUCUGGAGGCAGGACACUUCCCUCCAGAGAAGAGACCCCUUUAGGCAGGAGUUCUGCCGACAGCUUUUCAGGCAGUUCUGCUACCAGGAUUCCGCUGGGCCCCACGAGGCCCUGAGCCGGCUGAGGGAGCUCUGCCAUCAGUGGCUGCAGCCCGAGACACACAGCAAGGAGCAGAUCCUCGAGCUGCUGGUGCUGGAGCAGUUCCUGACCAUCCUGCCCGAGGAGCUGCAGGCCUGGGUGCGGGAACAUGGCCCAGAGAAUGGAGAGGAGGUGGUCACCCUACUGGAAGAUUUGGAGAGAGGUGCUGAUGAAGCAGUAGUCCAGGUUCCAGUCCAUGCACACAGACAAGAGAUACUCGGGAAGAAGGUGGUGCCUCCUGGACCAGCCCUGAGUGUCCAGUUGCAGCCAGUGGACCCCAAGGCCCUUCAUGGUUCUUCAGCACCCCUUCUGCUGGACGGCGAUAAUGAGAGUGAAAACAAUGGAUUCAUGCCAAAGUUGGACAUUUAUGAAAAAAUGGAAUCACAGAAGAUUCUAUCAGGAAGAAUUUCAGGAUUCAUUUCAGAAGGAAUUGCUGAGCCUCAAAACAUCUGUAAGUCUGCAGGCAGGCUAAAGAAGCAAUGGGAAAAAGAAUCAGGGGGUGCUCAGAGACCAUCAUCUGCUCAGGAUGGAGGUUUUAGUAAAAUCCUUACCCACAAAAAUACACUCACAGGUAGCAUUAGCCAUGAUGGUUGUGAGAGAAGCUUAAACCUGAAUUCAAGUGAAUUGACACACCAGAAAUCUUGUAAACACACUACCUAUGACCAAAGUUUCAAAUGGAAUCCAGAUUUUUUUAAGCAUCAAAGAAUUUAUGCUGGAGAGAAAAUUCACCAAUAUGGAACAUCUCUCAAAAGCCCAAACCUUAUUAAACAUGCAGCAAUUUUUAGUGGGGAGAAAACCCACCAGUGUAAUGAAUGUGGGAAAGCUUUCAGACACAGCUCAAAGCUUAUCAGGCAUCAGAGAAUCCACACUGGAGAGAGGCCUUAUGAAUGUAAUGAGUGUGGGAAAGGCUUUGGGGGGAGCUCAGAUCUUAUGAGACACCAGAGAAUUCACACUGGAGAAAGACCCUUUGAAUGCAAAGAAUGUGGGAGAGCAUUCAGCCUGAACUCACAUCUUAUCUUGCAUCAGAGAAUUCACACCAGAGAGAAACCCUAUGAAUGUAGUGAAUGUGGGAAAACCUUCAGAGUGAGUUCACACCUCAUUCGACACCUGAGAAUCCACACUGGAGAGAAACCCUAUGAAUGCAACGAGUGUGGGAGAGCCUUCAGUCAGAGUUCACACCUUCGUCAACACCAAAGAAUUCACAAGAGGGAAAACCUAUAUAAGUGUGAUGAAUGUGGGAGAAGAUUCACUCAAAACUCAAGCCUCAUUAGACAUAAAAGAAUCCACACUGGAGAAAGACCCUAUUCAUGUAACGUGUGUGGCAAAAGUUUCAUCCAGAGCUCACAGCUUAUUGACCAUCAGAGACUACAUAAUCGGUUAAAACCAUAUCAGUGUGAUGAGUGUGGAAAAGCCUUUUAUUACAGUUCACACCUUGUUCAGCAUCAGAGGACCCAUACUGGAGAAAAACCUUUCCAAUGCAGUGAGUGUGGGAAAGCUUUUCACUACAGCUCAGGCCUUGUCCGACACCAAAGGACCCACACAGGAGAGAAGCCAUACCAGUGUGGCUACUGUGGGAAGGCUUUCUGUCUGAGCUCACAUCUGAUUCAGCAUCAGAGAGUCCAUACCGGAGAGAAGCCGUACCAGUGCAGUGAGUGUGGGAAAAGCUUCAGCCAAAGCUCAGGCCUCUUCCAUCACCAGAGAAUCCACAGUGGGGAGAAACCCUACGAGUGUGACGAGUGUGGGAAGGCCUUCAGUCACAGCUCGGCUCUGGUGGGACACCUGCGCAUCCACAGCGGAGAGAGGCCUUAUGAGUGCGAUGUGUGCGGGAAAGCUUUUAGUUACAGCUCACAUCUUCUGGGACACCGACGAAUCCACACUGGAGAGAAGCCCUUUGAGUGUGACGUUUGCAGGAAAGCUUUCCGGCGCAGCUCACACCUCAUUGUACAUCAGCGAGUCCACGCUGGAGAGAAGCCCUGGUGAUUGUUGGUACCGACCAACAAUUCCGCAGAAGGCCAGAAAGGCACAGCCAGCAGAGGACGCCACCGUGACAGUGGCGUGGGGAAUUCUGUGAU